This is a messenger RNA of Macrobrachium nipponense, 842 nucleotides long. RefSeq lists its product as uncharacterized. The transcript has 4 exons. Bases 168 to 842 code for a protein of 224 amino acids. NCBI's taxonomy places the organism in Eukaryota, Metazoa, Arthropoda, Malacostraca, Decapoda, Palaemonidae. The record is from RefSeq and is a predicted model, not a curated record.
AAAGCUGCAUCCGCAAAGAAAGCCCGGAUUCCUUUCUUUUCUUUAGUGUUGCUAGAUUUCGAAAGCCAUUGAAUACUGCUGCAAACAAUCCUUGUGCUUUCCUUUCGACAGGCAAUUCAGGCAGAGUGAAGGAGCUUCAGUUCUCGUGGAACAUUGAAUAGAGAAGCAUGAAUCUCAUCUUUGGAACAUUAGCGCUCCUGAGUUUUCGAUGUCUCGGCGUUUUUGGUGACUGCGUUACGAAACCUUCAGAUACCGGUAAAUUCAUGGAUAGCUGUGAUUCUUGGUUCACCGCGAAAGAAUCAUGUGGAAAAAACACUCGUACUAAUCCCUGGCGUUAUGAAUUAUUAUUUAGGCCUGCCUCUGCUAGACGUUAUGAGUUACUUGUAAGACCAGAUGAGUUACUUGUAAGAUCAGAAGAAAAGGACACUGAAGUUAUGGUAGACGUGGAAGUUUACAAAGGAAACGAACCAAAGGAUGAGAAUUCCUUGGCGAUUGGCACCAAAUCAAGUUACAAUGCUUCUAUAAGCAGUGAUUGCUGGAUGAACAUCACCGUCCUCCAACCUAGGGUAUCUACUGGGAAUGCCAAAGUCAUUUUCAGUGCCAACAAUACAGAUAACCACGAGUUGACUCGAGAUAAUGUUACUUUCCUCCGCCUUAAGGCUUCCAGUCCUUUUUCGGUAUGCUCUCGGGGUUCCCAAGAACAUCGGAAUGGUCACAACAAGAACUCUGGCAGUAACGAUGAGGAGGAAACUCGUGAUGAGACCCCAGUUGCUCGUAAAGGUAAGACUGUUGUUCGCACUUGUAUCAGUAAACAGAAACUUCAGCUGUGGUUGAACUGUUGA